AGUCCACGUUGCAUUGCUCCGUCUUACACCAUCUUACCGCGCCUGACUCAUAGGAGUGAAAAUAACCAAGAAGUAGUGAAAAACAGCUAAGAGAAGCCAGCGACAGCAGCGUAUGGUAAUGUUUAAGCGCCCGGCUUGAUGUCUUCAUGAUUCUGUGUCACUGUGUCACUGUAUGACAGCGGUAAUCCAACGUCUUGGAGCAGCAGUGAAACUUAAGAUCUUCAGCAGUUCUUUGUGGAGGUCCCGUUUUGCAUGUGACAGCCAUUUGGUCCAGUUUGUGAGACGAGGAGUGCCGAUUGCUACAGUUUGCUACAGUUUGCCUUUUUCACACUCAGCUACAGGCCCUAAUAUGAAGAAGCUGCUGGUGGACAUAGACACCGGGGUGGAUGACGCUCAGGCCGUCAUGAUAGCACUGUCCUCCCCCAAUGUGAAGGUCCUGGGCAUCACCUGUGUCCAUGGAAACACAUCAGUGGACAACGUGUGUAAGAACACCCUGCGUGUUCUCCAAGCCUGCGGAAAACUAGAUAUUCCAGUGUUCAGAGGUGCUGCCAAGCCCAUCCUUGGGAAAAGCAUCGAUGCUGGAAACUUCCACGGAAAGGACGGGCUGGGAGAUGUCCCUGACCUCAACGCUCCUGGUUUGGAUUUGAUCCAACAGGAGAGUGCUGUGUCCGCUAUAAGCAGGAUCGUCCGUGAGAACUCCGGAGAGGUUUCUAUAGUUGCCACAGCACCACUCACCAACCUGGCUCUGGCUGUGAGGAUGGAUCCAACUAUACCCAGCAAACUCAAAGCUCUCUACAUCAUGGGAGGCAACACAGAAUCACGAGGAAACACCACCGUGUGCGGUGAGUUCAAUUUUGCAGCUGACCCAGAAGCUGCAUACAUUGUACUGAACGAAUACCUGUGCCCCACCUACUUGGCCUGCUGGGAGUUUACCUGCUACAACAAGCUGGACUGGGACUUCUGUGACGCCUGGUUGGCUCAGGGCACCGACAAGGCUCGCUUCAUGGCCAGUAUCUUCAGCUACAGCAUGAAGGCAUCACGCAGCGGGGACUUCGACAAAGAGUUUGUUGCUGGCAGUGGCUUGGUUUCAUGCGAUUCAUAUGCCAUGGCAGCGGCUGUUGAUGAUAAAUUCAUUUUAGAAAGCGACAAUUAUGCGGUGAGCGUUGAGCUAACAGGCACACACACUAGAGGCAUGAUGAUAGUGGAUACCAUCGAUGCACUGAAGAAGAAUCACAAGGUCUUCAUCAUCAAGAAAGUGGACAUGGAAGUGUUUAGGCGGAUGAUGAUGGAUUCUUUGAAAUAAGGAUAAAGAAGGGAUACAAGUGACCAUACCACCAUUUACACCGUCCAGUGUUUAGACCUAAAAUGACCAAAACUCACACAUACUACAGAUGUAAUUUGCAGAAGUAGGCUCAAGUGAGAGGGCUGCAGCCAUCAAAAGCCUCCUUGAGAGGAAAAUGGAUAUGAGGAUGUUAGAGUAGAUGAUGGAUGCUUUGAAAAGUAUAAACGAGAAAAUCGGCAGAUACAAGUGAUAAGAGUCACCAUUUUAAUCAGAAAUUUACAUUUUCAGAAAUGUAACUGAAAAUGUAACUAAUUGGUACCUCAUUAAAAUUUUAAGUUUAAAUUUAAUAAUUGGUUUUAUGUGUAAUUGGUGUGUAAUUUUCUGAGGAUGUUGGCUCAAGAGAAAUAUUUUGCAUGCUGCUACCAAGUGGAAAUGACGUUUAGCACUUAACUGAACUGUAAAACGUAGUUCAGUCAGCUUUUAAAUUUCAAAUUUUAAUGAAACAAGCCUCAUCUUGACCAUUCUUUUAGUUUGAAAUUUAAAUUGUUACACAGACUAUCUUUCUAUGGUUCAAAUGUAAUUUUAAAAAAGGAAUACAGUACAGGAAAAUGUAACUGUAAUUGGUACCUCAAACAUUGUCUAUAGAGUUUUCCGAACUGUAUUAAAGUUAAUUUUUGACUUUGUUUUGUAUUCUGCACUUAUGUAAACACUUAGAAUCAAGCAAAUAGAAUCUCUUUUAGCAUUAAUCUUUUGCGUAGAGAUAGAAACCAAUCUCGAGGGGGUUUUCCCUUGUGGAAUACUUCGUAGUUGUACCAAAAAAAAAAAAAAAGUCAAGGACCACAGGUGGAAUUAAUGAUUUGUGGAUCCUAGUUAAGGGUAAGGCUCCCAGA
This is a messenger RNA of Myripristis murdjan (pinecone soldierfish), 2172 nucleotides long. Its product is annotated as inosine-uridine preferring nucleoside hydrolase. Lineage: Eukaryota; Metazoa; Chordata; Actinopteri; Holocentriformes; Holocentridae. The coding region runs from base 173 to 1303 and encodes 376 amino acids. Gene Ontology annotation, molecular function: hydrolase activity, hydrolyzing N-glycosyl compounds. The record is from RefSeq and is a predicted model, not a curated record. The transcript is spliced from 8 exons.